Molecule: messenger RNA, 714 nt
Organism: Penicillium longicatenatum
Lineage: Eukaryota; Fungi; Ascomycota; Eurotiomycetes; Eurotiales; Aspergillaceae
Product: kinase-related protein
Exons: 2
Coding region: 1-714 (237 amino acids)
Cellular component (GO): cytoplasm
Source: RefSeq, a predicted model, not a curated record
AUGAAUGCACAGGUGGAGCACCUAGUCAAGAAGACCUGGGCAAAAUUCUGCUCAAUGCCCGAUGAUGCCCGCUUAAUGAUCGCCGUCAGUGGUAUCCCAGGCUCCGGCAAGACAGCCCUUGCCAGCAUGAUGACCCAACAAAUCAACAAGAUCUACGCCUCAGAGAACCCCAGCUCAACACCAAUCGCUACUGCAGUCCCAAUGGACGGCUACCACCUCACCCGAGCCCAGUUAUCUGCAAUGACAGACCCGGAACACGCAUUCGCGCGCCGAGGCGCAGCCUUCACCUUUGACGGAGAGAAAUUCUUAGAGCUUGUUCAAGCGCUACGGAAACCGUUGACAUUGGCCUCGACGGCCUUGUACGCUCCCAGCUUCGAUCAUGCAAUUAAAGAUCCUGUUGAUGACGAUAUUCCCAUCCCAGCAUCUUGCCGGGUAAUUUUCUUUGAAGGGAAUUAUUUAAGUCUAAAUAAGGGGCCGUGGAAUUUGGCGGCUGGAUUGAUGGAUGAGUUGUGGUUUGUGGAUGUUGAUUUUGAAGUUGCGAGAACUAGGCUCGUUAAGAGGCAUGUUAAGGCCGGGAUUGCGAAGGAUGAGGCGGCGGCUGAUAAGAGGGUUCGAGAGAAUGAUUUGGUUAAUGGGAAGGAGAUUGUGGAUUGUAGGUUGCCGAUCCAGGAGAUGGUUUCGAGUAUUUAUGAUCCUACGUGGGAGAAGUCAUAG